Rosa chinensis is the source of this 1956-nucleotide messenger RNA. RefSeq names its product protein-lysine N-methyltransferase EFM1. Gene Ontology annotation, molecular function: protein binding; protein-lysine N-methyltransferase activity. The record is from RefSeq and is a predicted model, not a curated record. Gene Ontology annotation, biological process: peptidyl-lysine monomethylation. Bases 90 to 1790 code for a protein of 566 amino acids. The transcript is spliced from 16 exons. Lineage: Eukaryota; Viridiplantae; Streptophyta; Magnoliopsida; Rosales; Rosaceae.
UAAUAUUGUGGGUGUGAAGAGAAAAUAAAAACUUGAGCCACCCAGUUGCUUAAGUCAUAAACCCCCAAACUCUUCUGUUGUUUCUCAGUAUGGCGAGUUCACAAGGAGACGCGAAGCUCGAACGGUUUCUGCAGUGGUUACAGGUUAAUGGGGUGGAGCUACGUGGGUGCAAGAUCAAAUACUCUGAUUCUGAUAAAGGGUUUGGCAUUUUUGCGGCUAAUGAUGUUUCUGACGGGGUUCUGUUAGUCGUGCCUCUGGAUUUAGCAAUAACUCCUAUGAGAGUUUUGCAAGAUCCUUUUUUUGGACCAGAAUGUAGAGCAAUGUUCGAAGAAGGAGAUGUGGAUGAUAGGUUCUUGAUGGUUUUGUUUCUAACAGUGGAGCGCCUCCGCAAGAAUUCUUCUUGGAAGCCGUACCUUGAUAUGCUUCCCACCACUUUUGGCAAUCCACUUUGGUUUACUGAUGAUGAGCUUUUGGACCUAAAAGGAACAACAUUGUACCGAGCAACUGAACUGCAGAAGAAAAGCUUGCGGUCUUUAUACGAUGAUAAGUUGAAGGCUCUAGUGGAUAAACUUUUAACUCUUGAUGGUGAUUCGGAAAGGGAUGUGUGCUUUGAAGAUUUCCUUUGGGCAAAUUCUGUAUUUUGGGCUCGUGCUUUGAACAUUCCCCUUCCAUACUCUUAUGUAUUUCCACAAGUUGAGGAAAAGAAGAAUUGCAGUGCUUCAAAUGACAAAAGUUCUGACGUUUCUACUAAUAUGGUUAAUGGCAAUGCUAAAGGAUGUCAGGUUGACGGGGUUGAUAUUCAAGUUAAUGGAGUGACAUCUGUAUCAAACCAAAAAGAUACUGUCUGGGUGGAGGGUCUUGUUCCUGGCAUCGAUUUUUGCAACCAUGGUUUAAAGCCGGCAGCAACUUGGGAAGUUGAUGGAACAGGAUCGAUAACUCGGGUUCCUUUUUCUAUGUAUCUUCUUUCUGCUGGACAACCCUUGGAGACUGAUGAAGAAAUUUCUAUAAGUUAUGGUAACAAAGGAAAUGAGGAAUUACUUCAUCUGUAUGGUUUCGUCCUUGAUGGUAAUCCAGAUGACUAUCUCAUGGUCCAUUAUCCAGUACAAGCCCUUCAAAGUGUUUCAUUUUCUGACUCGAAAGCACAGCUUCUUGAAGCACAGAAGGCCGAAAUGAGGUGUCUUUUACCUAGAAGUUUACUGGAUCAUGGCUUUUUCCCAGUAGGCAUCUCAACUAAUGAAGGAAGUGAUAAGGGCCAACUCAACCAUGUUUGCAGCUAUAGUUGGAGUGGUCAGCGCAAGAUGCCAUCAUAUUUAAACAAGUUGGUUUUUCCCGAAAGCUUUUUGACAACAUUGAGGACAGUAGCCAUGAAGGAGGAUGAGCUGUUUCAGGUUUCAUCAUUGCUGGAAGAGCUUGUUACAUCUGGAGGGGGCAGGCAACCAUCUGAUUCAGAAGUUCGAGCAGCAAUAUGGGAGGCUUGUGGUGACUCUGGAGCUUUGCAAAUGCUUGUUGAUCUUCUUACUAUGAGGAUGGUGGAUCUUCAAGAUGGUUCUGGUACAGAGGACAGUGACACUAAUUUGCUUAAAAACGCAGGCUUUAGUGAAAGCCUAAAUCUGCAUACAGGAAAUGAAAACGAUUUAAGUGAAGAGAUAAAUGGCCUUCAACCACCCCAAUCGAUGAGCAGAAACAAGUGGUCUAGUAUAGUUUAUAGACGAGGGCAGAAGCAACUAACUCGAUUAUUCCUCAAGGAAGCAGAGCAUGCCUUGCAGUUAGCACUGGAUGAAGGGAACUAACUUUCGACACAAAUUCAUGUGUUUUUAGCUCACAUUAGAAAUUAGUCCUUAUCAAGUCUUAUGAUCUUUAGCGUCCGUAACUGUACUAUGCAUUUUGUGCUCGGUAAUGGUCGUGUAUUGAUUUCAUUAAUGUAAUAAAUGUAGGCCAAAGUUGUACCCACUAAAA